Mytilus trossulus (common blue mussel) is the source of this 1050-nucleotide messenger RNA. RefSeq lists its product as uncharacterized. Lineage: Eukaryota; Metazoa; Mollusca; Bivalvia; Mytilida; Mytilidae. The record is from RefSeq and is a predicted model, not a curated record. The transcript is spliced from 4 exons. The coding region runs from base 1 to 1050 and encodes 349 amino acids.
AUGGAAACUCAUAGCGUACCUGUAGACUUAGCAUCUCCUGAGGUUUUUGACUCUGUUUUCUAUUCUAACUAUUACCAUCAAGUGAUCACACAUUCUGUAAAUACACCGGAAGCUGUGAAACUACACUGGCUUACGCAUGGCAUAGAUGCUGGGUGGCAAGGAUCUGGACAGUUUCAUUCAAAAGAGUACAUUGCAAGGUAUCCCGAUCUCCAAAAAGCUUUUGGAAAUAAUUAUAGAGCCGCCAUUCAGCAUUAUCUGACGUUUCACCAUUCUGAACAUCGUUUAGGUUUAUCAACUAGUCAACAUUUCGAAGGCCGUUGCACUGCAUUAAACAAUGGUAUCUAUAUCGGUUCUUCGACUCGAACAGGAGGAGCUGUAGAUAGUCUUACAUGGAACAACAAAGAAUUUAUAAACUCACGGGAUCAUGGGCGUCAGAUGCAGAUGGCAUGUAACACCAACAAAUACCACGAGUGUUAUAACCCUACGGAAGCUGGUGGCCUUUUUGACCACACACGGCCAACAACCCACACUCAUAUAGAUUGGGUCCAUGUUCAUGGAAAUGUCAUGGAAAGUUUAGUUUAUCAAGCUUUUUGGAAACCAGUCAAACCUUCAUCAGGAACACAACAUGAUUGUCAUUAUGGACAAUGGUGUCCAGCACAUCACGGCUACCAUACAACAUACGAUUAUCCUUUCCACAAGAAGAUUACAAUAGGAACACAUGGCAUUAAUAAAUGUUUUGAAUUUGUAUCAAAUUUUACGAUAGGCAGAAACUGGCCUCAAGACGACUUGUUGAUUCAGAUGGAAGCACCUGCAGUUUAUAUGACAUAUACCCCUCAAGGACAGGAUACAGAUAUACAUGAAAACUACGACAGCCAUUUAUUCAAAGGUUCAAAUUUCGCUGGUACAAAGUCAAAGUUCAAUAUCGUUUUCUAUAAGAGACCACAUGGUACAGGGGUUCGUCAGUAUGUUUACAAAACGUACUUCUGUAUCGGAACCUUAAAUGACGUCACUAGUUGUUUGCAUAAGAUUAUGACGGCUGUUCCAAAAUAA